This is a messenger RNA of Lineus longissimus, 2370 nucleotides long. RefSeq lists its product as uncharacterized. NCBI's taxonomy places the organism in Eukaryota, Metazoa, Nemertea, Pilidiophora, Heteronemertea, Lineidae. The transcript has 2 exons. Bases 377 to 2278 code for a protein of 633 amino acids. The record is from RefSeq and is a predicted model, not a curated record.
CACAUGGAGUGUACAAGUAAUCAACUUCAUGGCUAUUGAAACUCUCAACAACUGAGAAGGAAUCCAAAGCUAAGGAAAGACAAAGAUACUGUCACCAACAAAUGCUUGUCUUUAGUACACAAAACACCUGUUCAAUUCACUGUAGGAACAUCAUCAAAUCUCCUUCGGGGAGGAAGCUUGGGUAAAACUACCACAGCUGAACCCGCUAUACCACCAUUCAUCUGUAGACUGAGACAGGACGACACAUUCUCAUGCCAACUUCAGAUCAGAGAGCAUGGCUCUCAUUAUAGGGAUCAAAACAAUGGACAAAGAAGUGGAAAUAUGAUUACUCUAAAGAUGUAUCAAUGACAUAUCGUUAUUGUGACAGUUGAGGAGAAUGGAUAAGCAAAGGGUAAGAUUUGCCAAAGAUUCAUUUGGAGUAUAUGCUGCAGAACAGGUCCAGGAGACACAACCAGAACAAAAUGGCCAAGCAGCUUAUGUUGAUGCUCCUUCACCAUCACAUAUCGAACCAGAUACAGGACAAUAUCAUCUCAAGAGCCCACCUAAGGAUCCCCGCAUCAUCAACCGUAAGGGAGUCAAGCUGUCCAGUAUUGAGGAAGUCCCGGAGGAGGAGAACCUUGGUAAGGGGGUUACGUUGUCUGGGAUUGAUGAAUUACCAGAGGAAACGAGACCUAGAGGAAAAGGUGUCUAUGCACCUGAACCGGUGGAGAAAGCUGCUGUCCAUGGGAACCAAUUUCCCUCCACAGCUGAGGAAAUACCAGAGAAAGAAUUAGCAGCAGAUUCACGAUUUCUGGAGGUUGAGCCGUAUUGUUAUAAGAAAAAAAAGCCUGGUGACUUCUCCAAGAGUGAACGUGUCUUGCCACCGAUUAGGAGGGGUUUAGGUGCAAUUGACGAGGUUGGACCAUUACCUGAACGUGAGAGGACAGAUGAUUUAGACAGGACAUACGAGGCAUUGCAAAUUGAUAGGCCUGAGUUUAGUGAUCUUGAUAUUACAUACAGAGUCAAUAAUGACAAUAUGAUUAGGCCCGAGUUUAGUGAUCUUGAUAUUACAUACAGAGUCAAUAACAAGACAUCAUCUAACAUUUCUCCCUAUGGCUUGACACAUUCCGUGAUACAAGACCGAAAGCCUAAUUUCAGUGAUCUUGACAUUACGUUUUCUCCGGAGCCAUUAGAGAGGAAAAACUUUGAUAGGCCUCUGACACAUGCCUUGGAACCAGCUCCAAUUGACAAACCACGAAGGGUUACAAAGCCUUAUAAACUAGAACCAGCUCCAAAUGAUAAUCCUCGGAAAGUUACAAGACCCUAUAAACUAGAACCACUUGGGCAGAAAACCAAGCGGGCUAGUAGGGCUAUGUCCUGUGCAGUGGAAUCAGUGGCAAAGCCACAGUUUCGCCGGCAGGUCAACAUGUUAUAUCCGUUUGUGACCGAGAUGGACACAAAGCAUGGCCAUACAAGGCGAUAUGACCGAUUUGCAAGGGUACCAGAGGAACUAAGCCUUCCAAGACAAAUGAGGAGGGGCUCGGGAGAUAUGCGGACUUACAGAGUUGUUGGUGUGGAAGAUGACUGGAUUGGAGAUCUCCCUGAUGAACUCGACCACAGCCACACAAUUGAUACGCCGCAAAUUACAGAGUUAGAUUCAUUCCCCUCAGGCUCAUUGGGGAGCGAGAUAACAUUAGGGGAGGGGACACAAGAUGACAUCCUUGGGAGGUGGGAAAGGAUCAGUAUUCCAGGGACAAUACAUGGUAGCCAAGGGACAUUCAACAUUGAUAUCGAUGGACCAUCUAAACCAUCAGAGGAGAGAUGGGAAUUAGUAAGUUUAACUGCCACAUUAGCAGGAAGUCGUGGGACUUUGAAUAUUGAUGAUGCCGAGCGGCUUUAUGGAAAGCCGGACAGGUCAAAGAGGAGCACCAGUAACCAAGAUAGAUGGGAACGCACGAACACUGAGGGUACUCUAAAAGGCAGCUUGGGCACCAUUCAUGAAGAUGGGGGACAGGAUGGUACCGGGAAACAGGGGCUAGGAGAAAGUGCCAGUAGAGAACAGACUAAUUUAUCUGGGGAGGGAACAACAAAUAGGGAAAGUAGGAAAGGUUCGACUACAUUUAGAUCGGAGAAUGUUAGUCUUCCUGACACUCUUAAAGGUAGUUGUAGUAGUGUUGAAGUGAAGCCUGUACAAAGGCGACCGAGCAUGCAAAGAAAAGCUUCUAAAAUACCAAUAAGGAGAGCUAGUGGUGCAAGAAAUGGGUCCAUGGGAGAUGAAGGCAUCCAAGGAAGAGAAUGAUGCUUUAUAAGGGGGAUGAAGAUAUUCGCACUGAGUUUGUCAUCCUGAACAGAUUUACACAAAAUAUUUUGAGGUUUGAUUCCAAUUUUAUU